Molecule: messenger RNA, 1378 nt
Organism: Amyelois transitella
Lineage: Eukaryota; Metazoa; Arthropoda; Insecta; Lepidoptera; Pyralidae
Product: hepatocyte nuclear factor 3-beta
Exons: 4
Coding region: 5-661 (218 amino acids)
Biological process (GO): regulation of DNA-templated transcription
Cellular component (GO): nucleus
Molecular function (GO): cis-regulatory region sequence-specific DNA binding; DNA-binding transcription factor activity
Source: RefSeq, a predicted model, not a curated record
AAACAUGUCGGCUAAACAAACUGACAGAAAUAAAUGGAGACGCAGAAAGUAUUCCAAAUCCACUGAUGAUGAUAAUGACUGCGCUAGUCUAGCUUGGCUCCUCAACUUUAGAUUGGAUGAAAUUGUUAACGUCAAAGUGCCUGAUGAUGAACCUGAGUUGAGGGAAGAUGUGAUUCCUGAUACGCCUCCCGCGCCGAGGAAGCCGCCAUACACUUACCCGGAGUUGAUAGAACGAGCGUUGAGAGAAAAAGGGGAGUUGACUGUGUCAGCGAUUUACCAGUGGAUCUCGGACCGCUUCCCUUUCUACAAGGCAAAUGACGAGCGUUGGAAGAACUCGGUCAGGCAUAACCUCUCCAUCAACCCUCAUUUCCGCAAAGGCGCCAGGGCUCCACAAGGCGCUGGUCAUCUGUGGUCAUUAGCUGCUAAUGCCAUCGACCUGCUACCGUUAAGAAAUAACCCUCCUGAAGAAGACAGGACGAGGGAAACUGUUCAGUUGACCAGGAUUAUUGGGUGUCCAAAGGUCAUAGUAUUAGAUGAAGCCGCUAUAGCAGCGGCAAGUAUUCUCCCAGACCAGGAUUUAUUUACUGGUGGUACAAUGUUCCUGAACCCAGUGUCGACGGAGCAAGUUGUCCGAGAGUGCGGUCUCAUCACGGCCGACUAGAACGCCUCAAGUGUCAAUUUAAGGUGAACGCAUUAGCCGCAUCGCACGCACCGCAGCAAUGUUGUCGAUAUAACUAAAGUACGUCCAAAGCUCUGCAAGCGUUAAACAAAAAAUCCCAUUCUUGCCGUUCCUGUGGAAAUUUUAAAGAAAUACUCUGUUAGUGCACUUUUUUAUUAUAUAUGGGACAAAUUACACUGAUUGAGUUAGCCUCAAAGUAAGUUCGAGGCUUGUGUUACGCGAUACUGACUCAACGAUACUAUAUUUUAUACUAAAUACUUAUACAGAUAACAUCCAAGACCCAGGACAAUCAGAAAAAUAUCUUUUCUCAACAUGCCCUGGCAGGGAUUCGAACCCGGGACCUCCGAUGUCACAGGCAAGCGUACUACCGCUACGCCACAGAAGUUGUCAAACUUUUAGACUACACAAGAAAUUUACAUGUUAAAUUUCUAGACCCAGAUAUUUGACAUGUGCGUUGUUAAUCAGUCAGUCAGUAACGGAAAAGUUUUUUAUAAAGGUACAGAUAAUGAUAAAAAAAAUUACGGGCACUAACCCGUCUUGCAGUACUUUAACAAAAGCGACCAUUUUGGUGACUGCGGUGCGUGAGGCGUGGCCAAGUCUACGUUCAUCUUUAGGUUAAACAGCGGUUGAGACGAAACUGGGCUCAUUUUGUUCGAUUGUUUGAUGUUUAUUUUUAUUAAGGUUCUAGUCUAUAUUUGU